AUGAAUGUUCUUGUAUAUUCAGGUAACGGAACAACUGCUGAAUCUGUCAAACAUUGCUUAUACACGCUCCGAAGAUUCUUAUCACCACAUUACGCUGUGAUCAGCGUCGAUGCUAAUGUAAUUAGAAAAGAGCCUUGGGCUGAAAAAACCUCAUUGCUCGUUUUCCCUGGCGGGGCGGAUUUGCCAUUUUGUUCCGAAUUCAACGGCGAAGGCAACAGAAAGAUCAAACAGUUUGUCAAGCGUGGUGGUAAAUACAUGGGUUUUUGUGCCGGAGCCUACUAUGCCUCUUCAAGAUUAGAAUUUGAAACCGGAUCUGAUAUCGAGGUUAGUGGUUCUAGAGAGCUCAAAUUUUUCCCAGGAACCGCAGUUGGUACAGCGUUCAAAGGAUUUAGAUACUCUUCUAAUAAUGGGGAAAGAGCCGCCUAUUGCAGCAUCGAACCAACCCUUGCGGAUGGAGAAACACAUUCAUUCAACACUUUUUUCUCUCAUUACAAUGGUGGCCCAACAUUUUAUGAUGCUGAGAAGUUUGAUAAAGUGGAAGUUUUGUCAAGGUAUCUUGAACCUAUAGAUGCUGAUUCCGGAGAAGCUAAAACCAAUGCUGCUAUCAUUCAUUGCGAAGUAGGUGAUGGUUCAGCUAUAUUAUUUGGGCCUCAUGUCGAAUUUGAGCCUUCUUUGCUUAAAUAUAGCCACUCAAGGAAGGAUAGUGCGAUGAUACAAAGACUAGAAUCAAAUUCAUCUCAAAGAGACUAUUUCUUGCGGUUAUGCUUGAAAAAGCUUGGACUAAAAGUCAACAAUGCCGAAGACGCCAUCGUGCCAAAAUUGACUCCGUUGUUGCUUUCCUCCAUUAAUGAGGAGGAACUAAGACGCAUGGUUAGUAACAUUGAAGCGAAUGUUGGAUACCAGGAUGAUGAAAAGAGCAUCAUAAAGGAUGCAAACGACAGUUUUCACGUUACAAAAAUUCUGGACAGCCAAGCUUCUAUUCCUUCCAAAAUGAAUCUGGAUGAUUAUGAUGACCCCGAUGCUGCCGUGAAGGAGAUUUGGAUCUUUGAAAAUGGCGAAGUUCCUUACUACAGAAUGACUCCUUACUUCAACAUUACAGCAUAUUAUAGUAAUCUCACUGCUAUUUGGAAAGAAGAAAACGAAAAAACUCCAUUCUACCCAAAAGAUUUCACCUAUGGGAAAACUUUGUUGUACGGUGAAAUCCUCACCUCCACAAAUACCCUUAUUGAAAAAAAUUACAAAAUUUUACAAUAUCUACCUGAUGGGUACACUGCCAUUGGUACAACCCAAAUAUCUGGAAGAGGUCGUGGAGGAAAUGUUUGGGUCAGCCCGAUGGGUACCCUUGCCAUCUCGACUGUGGUGAGAUUAUCUUUUGAGGAUGCAGUAAACUCCCCGGUGAUUUUCGCACAGUAUUUAACCAGUAUGGCCAUGGUGGAUGCGAUAUUAGGUUACGGUGAAGGUUACGAUGAGAUGCCUGUGAGAUUGAAGUGGCCAAAUGAUAUUUACGUGAUGAAACCUUCAUUCCUCGCAAAAUAUGGCAAUAAAGGUCCUCCAAAAUACGUGAACGAAAUCGAUCCGAUAUAUGCAAAAAUUGGAGGGUUGUUGAUUAGCACAGUAGCUCAACAGGACAAUUAUGUGAUGGUAAUUGGUGCGGGAAUCAAUGUUUCAAAUGCCGGGCCUACCACCACUUUGAAUUUGGUAUUGAAUCAAUUAAAUCAUCUUAGAGCUGCAAAAGGACAACCUCCAUUACCAAAUUAUACCACUGAAAAGCUUGCGGCCAAAUUUAUGGUGAGCUUGGAUAAAUUAUUUGCAAUCUUCAAGACAUCAGGAUUCACCCUGUUGUUACCGAAGUAUUACAACUACUGGUUGCAUGAAGAUCAAAUUGUUACUCUAGGAUCGAUAGGAUCGACCAAGGCACAGAUAAGGGGCAUCAGUAGUACAAAUGGGCUUUUGGUGGUCGAAGAAUUGAAUAGAGAUGAUACCCCAACUGGGAAAACUUUUGAAUUGCAACCCGAUGGAAAUUCUUUUGAUAUGUUUAACGGUCUAAUUACAAGAAAGCACAACCGUUAA
Saccharomycopsis crataegensis is the source of this 2070-nucleotide messenger RNA. It is a transcript of the gene BPL1, whose product is annotated as biotin--[acetyl-CoA-carboxylase] ligase BPL1. Bases 1 to 2070 code for a protein of 689 amino acids. Gene Ontology annotation, biological process: protein modification process. Gene Ontology annotation, cellular component: cytoplasm. Lineage: Eukaryota; Fungi; Ascomycota; Saccharomycetes; Ascoideales; Saccharomycopsidaceae. The record is from RefSeq and is a predicted model, not a curated record. Gene Ontology annotation, molecular function: biotin--[biotin carboxyl-carrier protein] ligase activity. The transcript is spliced from 2 exons.